Molecule: messenger RNA, 339 nt
Organism: Pteropus alecto (black flying fox)
Lineage: Eukaryota; Metazoa; Chordata; Mammalia; Chiroptera; Pteropodidae
Product: RNA polymerase II subunit A C-terminal domain phosphatase SSU72
Exons: 1
Biological process (GO): termination of RNA polymerase II transcription
Cellular component (GO): mRNA cleavage and polyadenylation specificity factor complex; nucleus
Molecular function (GO): RNA polymerase II CTD heptapeptide repeat phosphatase activity
Source: RefSeq, a predicted model, not a curated record
CACAUCUUGGGAAGAAACGAGAGAAUCAAGCCCCGGCCAGAGAGAUUUCAAGAGUGCAGCGAUCGCUUCGAUGUCAUCUUUACGUGCGAGGAGAGCGUCUAUGACAGAGUGGUGGCAGAUCUGUGUGCCAGAGAACAAGAGACCUUGCAGCCCGUGCACGUGGUCAACGUGGACGUGAAAGACACCUUGAGGGGCGCCGCCCUUGGAGCUGUCAUCAUCUGUGAGCUCUGCCAGGGUCUGCAGGACGUGGAAGACUUGGAAGGCGAUCUGGACAAGCUGCUCCUGGCAGUGGAGAAGAAAACAGGAAAGAGCUUUCUUCACACUGUCUGCUUCUACUGA